AUGCAGGGCCUGGGAGACCCUGGAGAGCUCGCGGGCCGGGGCGGGGCCAGGUGCUCCAAGUUUGGCCUGGCGUGCAGCCCCGCCCCGGGGGCGGGGCCUCACCUGCGGCGGGCAGGUAGGCAGCUGCUUGGUAACGCGAUCCUGGCCCUGGAGGCUUGGGCGCGCGCAGCCAGCCCCGGCCUCGCCUGGGACCGAGGGGCGCCAGACUGGAGGCCAGGCGUGGGGCCUCGCCCGCUCACCAUGGUGGAGCGACGCUUCUCCAAGUUCCUGCAGAAAUUCACCUUCUCCCGCGCAGGCCACCAGUACGAGCCGCUGGAGAGGGAAGAGUUGGAAGCCCUGGAGUAUAUACCUAGGAGUGACAUUGCUGGGUCAUAUGGUAGUUCUAUGUUUAGUUUUUUGAGAAACCGCCACACUGGGCUGCGUCCCAGCUGCCUGGAACACAGAAGAGCCAUGGUGGCCCGAUUGAAGUGGGUGGAGACUGAUGAACAAUGUGAGUUGAAAGCCAUCGAAAAAGAUAAGCUGGUGGUACCUCUGCCACCCAAGGAAGCAUGCAAAUGCAACAAAGAAGACUUGGCCAAAGCAUUUUACGUGGACUUGGAGAAUGGGCUGUCAGAGUUCUCAGUGACACAACGCAGGCUGGUCCAUGGCUGGAACGAGUUUGUUGCCAACAAUACAGAACCCGUGUGGAAGAAAUACCUUGACCAGUUUAAAAACCCCCUGAUCCUGCUGCUGCUGGGCUCGGCCAUGGUGAGUGUGCUCACCAAGGAAUAUGAAGACGCCGUCAGCAUCACCAUGGUGACAGACCUCUUGGUGGACGAGUCUAGUUUUACUGGAGAAGCUGAGCCAUGCAGUAAGAUGGACAGCCCCCUGCCAGGCGGGGGAGACCUCGCCACGCUGAGCAACAUCGUUUUCAUGGGCACGCUGGUGCAGUGCGGGAAAGGCCAGGGCGUCGUGAUUGGAACAGGGGAGAGGUCUCAGUUCGGAGAAGUCUUUAAGAUGAUGCAGGCUGAAGAGACACCUAAAACGCCCUUACAGAAAAGCAUGGAUAAGCUGGGGAAGCAGCUGACACUCUUCUCGUUUGGCAUCAUAGGUCUAAUCAUGUUCAUUGGCUGGCUGCAAGGGAAGCAGCCGCUCAGCAUGUUCACCAUCGGGGUCAGGGUGACGCUGCCACUGGUGACCACCUUAUGUCUGCCUUCCCUGCAGGUCAGCGGAGUUGGGUAUAAUGGCAAAGGGAGCGUGUGUCUUUUACCAUCCAGGGAAUUACUUAAGGAAUUUUCCAACAUCUCGGUGGGAAAAUUAGUGGAGGCAGGCUGUGUGGCCAACAACGCCAUCAUCAGGGAGAACGCGGUGAUGGGACAGCCCACAGAGGGGGCCCUGAUCGCCCUGGCGAUGAAGAUGGGUUUAAGUGGUAUUAAAGAUUCCUAUGUAAGAAAAAAAGAGAUUCCAUUCAGCUCGGAGCAGAAGUGGAUGGCAGUGAAAUGCAGCCCAAAGAAUGAGGCACAGGAGGACAUUUACUUCAUGAAGGGGGCCCUGGAGGAAGUGAUCCAUCACUGCACCAUGUACAACCACGGGGGCAUCUCCCUGCCACUGACACCCCAGCAGCAGUCACUCUGCCUUCACGAGGAGAACAGGAUGGCCUCGCUCGGCCUGCGGGUGCUGGCCCUGGCAUCUGGGCCCAAGCUGGGGCAGAUGACGUUUCUGGGCCUCGUCGGGAUCAUCGACCCGCCGAGGGCUGGCGUAAAGGAGGCAGUCCGGGUACUCUCCGAAUCAGGCGUGUCCAUGAAAAUGAUCACGGGAGAUGCUCUGGAGACAGCUUUGGCAAUAGGAAGAAACAUCGGCCUGUGCAAUGGGCAGCUGAGGGCUAUGUCCGGGGAAGAGUUGGACAGCGUGGAGAAGGGCGAGCUGGAAGAGCACAUCAGGAAGGUGUCUGUCUUCUUCAGGACCAGCCCAAAGCACAAACUCAAAAUCAUAAAGGCCUUGCAGGACUUGGGGGCAGUCGUGGCCAUGACAGGCGACGGUGUGAACGAUGCGGUGGCCCUGAAGUCAGCAGACAUCGGGAUUGCCAUGGGGCAGACAGGGACGGAUGUCAGCAAGGAGGCCGCCAACAUGAUCCUGGUGGAUGAUGACUUCUCUGCCAUCAUAAAUGCAGUGGAGGAAGGCAAGGGGAUUUUUUAUAACAUCAAAAACUUUCUCCGCUUCCAGCUAAGCACGAGCAUCUCCGCCCUGAGCCUCAUCACCCUGUCCACCGUGCUCAACCUGCCCAACCCCCUCAAUGCCAUGCAGAUCCUGUGGAUCAACAUCAUCAUGGACGGGCCGCCAGCACAGAGCCUGGGGGUGGAGCCAGUUGACAAGGACACCCUGGCACAGCCACCAAGGAGUAUCAAGGACACGAUCCUCAGCCGAGCCCUCAUCCUGAAGAUCCUGCUGUCUGCUGCUGUCAUCAUCAGCGGGACCCUCUUCAUCUUCUGGAAGGAGAUCCCUGAAGACAAGGCCAAUACACCACGCACCACGACCAUGACCUUCACAUGCUUUGUGCUUUUUGACCUCUUCAACGCCCUGACCUGCCGUUCCCAGACCAAGCUCAUCUUCCAGAUCGGCUUCUUCAGGAACCGCAUGUUCCUCUACUCCGUGCUCAGCUCCAUCCUGGGGCAGCUGGCUGUGAUCUAUGUCCCCCCAUUGCAGAGGGUCUUCCAGACGGAGAACCUGGGCGUGCUCGAUUUGCUGUUUUUAACUGGAUUGGCCUCGUCAGUCUUCAUUCUGUCAGAGCUCCUCAAAUUCUGUGAACAGUACUGCUGCCGAGCCAGGAGAGUCCAGAUUCCCCAGGAGUAUGUCUAGUGGCCCUGGGCAGGGAGCAAUGCCCUAGAUGAUCUAUGUUUUUAUGUGACUGCGACCUGCUCCCCAUGUUCCCUCUUCAGAGGCGUAUUUUUAGGAAGCCGUAGCAUUUGGUCACUCACGUGCUGAUUCUUCUUGGAAAAUCUACAGUGCUCUUGGGGCGGUUCUUGGGGAGGCUCCGGCCAGGCCUCCAUGACUUCUCCCCGCGUUCUGGGGUACACAGUGAGGAGCCUGUACAGAAACAAUCUGCUAUUUAUUAAAUCACAGUGAUUUUUAUUAUCCACGUCUCUCUAUGAUGUUAUUUGGAACACAGCUCAAUGCGAUGGGCCACUUGUUAAGAAUACAUGGGGCUUCUUGAAGAGGCAGCUGGGAGGGUGGGAAGAGCAGGGGUUGGGGCUUCUGGUCACUUCUCUGCCCAUUGUUGGCAUGAGACUAGGCUGCAUGGAUUAAUCUCAGGGAGGCCGCACUUCCUCAUCUAUAAAAUGGGCGCUUUGGGUACUAUUGUAAACUGUUAUGCAGGGGGCCUAAUUAUCGCUUUGAAGGAUUUAGCCAGUCUUGUUCUUACAAGUGGCCCGGUUGGGAAACUUAUGCUAUUUUGGAAACCCACAGUCUGUGUUUAGAUUAAAAAAUAAGACACAACUAUAAUCUGCCUACAAAAAAAUAUACUGUGAAUGUUAAGACGCAAAUAUUAAAAGUAAAAGGGUGGGAAAAAAAUAUACCAUGCUAAGACUAGUCAAAAGAAAGCCAGAGGGGCUGUAUUAACAGCUAAGUGGAUUUCAGAGCAAAGACUGCUGUC
Messenger RNA from Trichechus manatus latirostris (Florida manatee), 3628 nucleotides. It is a transcript of the gene ATP2C2, whose product is annotated as ATPase secretory pathway Ca2+ transporting 2. Gene Ontology annotation, biological process: manganese ion transport; calcium ion transmembrane transport; intracellular calcium ion homeostasis. Gene Ontology annotation, cellular component: endoplasmic reticulum; Golgi membrane; plasma membrane. NCBI's taxonomy places the organism in Eukaryota, Metazoa, Chordata, Mammalia, Sirenia, Trichechidae. The transcript has 25 exons. The record is from RefSeq and is a predicted model, not a curated record. The coding region runs from base 1 to 2835 and encodes 944 amino acids. Gene Ontology annotation, molecular function: P-type calcium transporter activity; ATP binding; ATP hydrolysis activity.